Messenger RNA from Protopolystoma xenopodis, 414 nucleotides. The record is from the annotation of a GenBank genome assembly. Lineage: Eukaryota; Metazoa; Platyhelminthes; Monogenea; Polystomatidea; Polystomatidae.
AUGGUCUCCGCCCUUGUUAAUGACUCACUAAGCGGUCCCGCUGCACAUUCCAGCUGUCGAAGCCUUCGGCAUCAGCAACCUGGUCCAGCACAAACCGGGUCACCAUCCGCCCAGUCCUUCAUUCAGAGCCAACGGCGGCGUCUGCGGCCCAGUCCGACCGCGCCUUAUUCACAGCCGAUUCAGGCCCCGAGGCCAAGCCGCAUGCUCAGCCCCGCCUUGCCGAUGAGUCAUCCGCCGCCUGCCACCUGCCACCUGCCACCUGCCAGCUUUUUCAUGAUGGACGUGCAUUUGUGCAUGGCGAAAUCUGAUUGGUCGGAUGAUCAUCGAUCGUCUCCGACCGUAUGCAUUGCCAGAGUGCAGGCCAGGCGAGCGGGGAGAGGCAAGAGUGAGACGCGACGACCUGCGAUCAUUUGA